This is a messenger RNA of Mycotypha africana, 201 nucleotides long. Its product is annotated as homeobox domain-containing protein. Gene Ontology annotation, molecular function: RNA polymerase II cis-regulatory region sequence-specific DNA binding; DNA-binding transcription factor activity, RNA polymerase II-specific. The record is from RefSeq and is a predicted model, not a curated record. The annotation marks the transcript as partial. The transcript has 2 exons. Lineage: Eukaryota; Fungi; Mucoromycota; Mucoromycetes; Mucorales; Mycotyphaceae. Gene Ontology annotation, biological process: cell differentiation; regulation of transcription by RNA polymerase II.
CGUCCCAAACGAAAGAGAAUCACACCCGACCAACUACACAUCUUGACAGAAUUGUUUCAACAAACAGAUACACCAAACCAUGAUUUAAGAGAAAAGAUAGCAAAAAAACUGAACAUGACAAAUCGUGAAGUGCAGGUUUGGUUUCAAAAUCGACGUGCUAAAGUCAAUCGUCUUCGAUUACAGCAGCAGCAGCAGCAGCAG